Molecule: messenger RNA, 3035 nt
Organism: Ctenopharyngodon idella (grass carp)
Lineage: Eukaryota; Metazoa; Chordata; Actinopteri; Cypriniformes; Xenocyprididae
Gene: st6gal2b
Product: ST6 beta-galactosamide alpha-2,6-sialyltranferase 2b
Exons: 7
Coding region: 523-1833 (436 amino acids)
Molecular function (GO): sialyltransferase activity
Source: RefSeq, a predicted model, not a curated record
CAAUAGUGAGCAUCAGACCGGGCACCGCGUCCUCCUUGAAAGACAUCGCACGCUGUGGCACUGGAUACUGGAUAAAGAAAUAGCGUGGGAAAACACACUGAGGGCGGGCUGAUUCGGUAGUCGUCUUUCUUUAGUUCUCUGCACUCAUUAGAUCUGCUCCCAGAGUUUUGCGAGCUGAAGUGGAGCGUGAUUUGAAACAAUAACAUCCUGGUUGCGUAGGCAAUAGCGAGCUGACAAAGAUGAAAGUAGAGAAAGGCUCUGGUCCAGUUCUCUGGCGAGGAAACGGCACAAUGGAUUAGCGUUUUAGUGUAGUAAAUGUUCACACUUGGACAUUUAUGACUGUUUAGUUUUGUUGAAUACAAACGCAGCGGCGCGAGGGGAAUGCAGCCGCGCGACUCGAACUGUCUUCAGCUGCAUGGAUUGCCUUUGCUGGCGUAGGCGUUUGUUUCUCUCAGUGGUAUUGGACACAGGCCAAGUUUGAAGGACUAAGAGGCAGCAGGGUGAGUGUUGUGGAACAGGGUGAUGACGGUCAAGGAUUCUCUAUUGCCAGCCCUACGGCAUGUCAUGAAGAAGUCUGCUCAACUUUUUCUGCUGUUCCUGCUGGUGUGGAUGCUGCUCUUCUUUCUUGGCUUUUCCUACUUCACUGAAUCCCAGGUGAACCAGCCCCAUAGGACGACUUCCCUCCUCAACUCUGAAUCUCAACACUCAAUCCAUGUUCAGCGUAGUUCCCGGGCCAUCAUGGCGUCCCGUAAUGCUCGCUGGGGUUUGUUUGCAGAGAGAAGGGGUCCUUUCCAGCACAGGCAAGUCUUUCAACCUCCGCACACUAGAAAAGAGUUUAAGAAGCAUGUGAUGAAGUCUCCUGAAAAUGACUUUUCCAACACCUGGUCGGUGGUCCGUGGUCUGUGGAAGGGACAGGCAUCCUACAAAUCCCUAAGCAAACGACUACAGAAAGCCGUCAAGGACCAUGUUCACUCUAAUAAGCACAAGGUUCAGUACAGAGGCCAACGUAAAACAAACAAGGGUAGGGAGGAGAUACUGUGUCAGAUGAAAGAGCAAGCUCAGCUCAGGACUCUGGAUAGCUCUGAACAGCCCUUCGCUGGCCUAGGUUUUCAACAGCUGGAUCCUCCUCAACUAAAGCAGGCGUACAGGACAUGUGCCGUGGUGACUUCAGCAGGGGCGAUUCUUAACUCGUCACUGGGGCUUGAAAUUGAUUCCCAUGAUGCAGUGCUGCGUUUCAAUGCCGCACCCUCCAAGGGCUUUGAAAGAGACGUGGGCAGCAAGACAACCAUUCGAAUCAUGAACUCUCAGAUUCUAGCAAAUCGCCAACACAAAUUCAACAGCAGUUUGCUCUAUAAGAACAUUACCUUGGUAGCCUGGGAUCCUGCUCCUUAUAACAUUGACCUGAAAAAGUGGUACCAGCAUCCCGAUUAUGACCUUUUUACUCCAUACGUAACUCACAGGAAGAACUUCCCUGAGCAGCCCUUUUAUAUCCUGCAUCCUUCCUUUAUCUGGAAACUUUGGGAUAUUGUGCAAAGCAACACACGGGAGAACAUUCAACAGAACCCUCCUUCCUCAGGAUUUAUAGGUAUAGUCCUGAUGAUGAACCUUUGUGAGGAGGUCCAUGUGUACGAGUACAUUCCUUCUAUCAGACAAACUGAUCUUUGCCACUACCAUGAGAUGUAUUACGACGCAGCCUGCACAUUUGGGGCAUACCACCCUCUGCUUUAUGAGAAACUGCUUGUCAAGCGCAUGAGCACAGCUUCUGAGAAGGACCUCAAGAAAAAGGGAAAGGUCACACUGCCAGGAUUCAGUAAGAUCAACUGUCCGCUGUGAUUUAAAGACUCUAACAUAUGAAGGUGUACAGGUUUUCAAGACAGUACAACCCCAUUUGACUUAAACUAACAGACUUUUGUCAUCUAAUAAGGGUUUUAUCUAACAAUCUGAGACAAGACAUUGGACUGAUCAGAAUAAUUAACAGCACUUUCACAGAAGUCUUCAUCUCAUAUGGCCCUUAUGCUAAAAGACAUUAAAUCUAACACUGGCAACAGUCAGAAGUGACCUCAAUUCACAGAUUAAGGAUUACUGUAAAUUGUCUGUGAUGUAGGACAAAAAGCUACUGAAAUAACACACAUCAGAUUGUAAAUAUGAUGAUCCACUUACACCGUUUCCUGAGUGGAAUCAAAUUCUAGUUUGAGUUCUAAUUAUAACAAAGAAAAAAGUAUGAAGAGAGGAUUGAGGAAGUUUUAAAUUUCCCAAAUGUUGGGAUUACCACAUUACACAGUGAUACAUUAUUAUUAUUUUUUUAAUCACUGUUAUUUAAGGCUGCUCACAUUUUGUAAAGAACAAUUAACUUUGAAUGUUUAAUGUGGUAAGCUACAGUUUGAAAUGAGUCAAGAUGGAAAGAGAUUUCUCCUUUCUGUCUAUCUGUGCUGUACUUAUAAUGUUUUGGGGUAAAUUUCAAUUAAAUCGUUUGCACUUCUCAUCAGUUAGAUGACACUUUAAAGCUUUUAUUUUACUAUAGAGCCAAGAUAAUUCGAUUUUAACUGUAGAGAAUUGAUCAAUGUAAUUUUUAAAUGUGUUUUAUAAAUUAUUUUUUUUCAUAAUAUAAAUCUUUUUUGAAUGUGAACUACUAUGACAGACCUCUCUGAGAAGUUAAACUGACCUUUGUGCAUAUAAUUAUCCUUUUUUAUCUACUUGUUGCUCUUUAGUAAAAAGUGGGUACAUGUAUUUCAAAAACCUGUAAUAUAUUUUCACAAGCUGCACCAAUACUUAUCUGCUGUUAUUAUCUAAAGAACUCACAUUUUGAAUGGGGUUUAGUAUUAUUUAUCAUUUCUGACAAUCAAUUCAGUACUUGACAUUGUUAAGUACCAUUAAUUUGUUCUUCAUUGUGGAAGUAGAUUUACACUGAGUAAAGACAAUAAAAACAAUGUAUUUUGUGGAAGAAAUGUAAAUUUAUGCGCCCAUGUGGUUAUGUAUUUCUCAGUGUAUAUCAUAUCCCAUUAUUCAGUGCUAAUUAAAAAGUUGGAAAUGUCUAA